GGAAGCAGCUCUGCUCCAGCGCUUUCCCUAACCCCGCCACUGCCCCUGUGCUGAUUCAUUGAUUUGGACGGGUUAUAUUCUGGGAGGGGAAGAAUGAACCACACUCUGCUCUCCUGCCAGCACGGGGCUGUGCUCGCUCGCUGCUCGUGGCUGCAGGACACUCGGGCCCAAUGGAGCAGGGAGGCUGGCAGCGGUGGCUGCUGCUGCUGCUGGGCAUCCAGCUGGCCAGCAGCCAGUGCCCAGAGCAGUGCCAGUGUGUCCGCAGUGCCCAGGUGGAGUGCUUUGGUGCCGACAUCAGCACGGUGCCCAGCCCCAUCCCUGCCAACGCCAUGACCCUGCAGAUCAUCAACACGCGCAUCGCCGAGCUGGGCAACGCCGCCUUCGGCAACGCCUCCCUGCUCAUCGGGCUGCGCGUGGAGAAGAACCUCCUGUCUCGCAUCAGCCCCGGGGCCUUCCAGAACCUGCCCGACCUGCGCUACCUCAGCCUGGCCAGCAACAAGCUGCAGGAGCUCCCUGUGCAGGUCUUUGAGCCUCUGGACAAGCUGGAGUCUCUGCUCCUCUCCAGCAACCAGAUCCUCCAGGUUGAGCCUUCCCACUUCGCCCAUCUGAGCAACCUCAAAGAGCUGCAGCUGCACGGGAACAACCUGAAGGAGCUGCAGGAGGGGGUGUUUGACCAGCUGACCAGCCUCACCAAGCUCAACCUGGCCAGGAACAACAUCGACCGCCUGCCGCCCCGGGCCUUCGAGCGGCUGGCGCGGCUGCAGGUGCUGCGGCUCUACGAGAACCGGCUCCGGCACAUCCCAGUGGGCACCUUCGAUGGGCUGCCGGAGCUGCAGGAGCUGGGGCUGCACCAGAACCAGCUGGAGACGCUGUCCCCGGAGCUCUUUGUGCACAACACCAACCUGCAGAAGCUCUACCUGUCCAACAACUUCCUCACCACUCUGCCGAGCGGCAUCUUCUUGCCCCUGCACGCUCUUGCCAAGAUCACCCUGCACGUCAACCGCCUGCGGGACAUCUCCCCCAGCGCCUUUGGGCCUACGCCCAACCUGCAGGAGCUCUGGCUUUACGAGAAUGAGCUUUCCAGCCUCCCCACUGCUGUCUUCAGCAACCUGACCCAGCUGCAGCUCCUGGUUCUCAGCAAGAACCGGCUGCGGUCGGUGCCACCGGGGGCUUUCCAGGGCCUGGGGGAGCUGCUGGAGCUGUCGCUGCACUCCAAUGCCCUGCGCCGCCUGGAUGCCCGGGCACUGGAGGGGAUGCCCAAGCUGCAGAACAUCUCUCUGCACCACAACCAGCUGCAGGCGCUGCCACGGGGCCUCUUCAAGGCCACCCCUGGGCUGCGGCACCUGCAGCUGCACUCCAAUGCCCUGGAGUACCUGCCCGCCGGCAUCUUCUCCCCGCUGACGGCCCUGAGAGAGGUGAGGCUGCACAACAACUCCUGGCGCUGUGACAAGGGCAUCCUGCCCCUGCAGGGCUGGCUGCAGGAGAACCCUCACAGGGUGGGUGAGAUACCCCCGCUGUGUGCCCAGCCUCCCGCCCUGCAGGGCAUCCCCAUCGCCGGGCUGCCACAGGACCACUUCAUCGACCCCCAGCCCCCCACUGCUGCUGCUCCUCAUCCCAGCACCCUGCUGCCUGCUGACACCUCUGUGGCAGCCUCAGAUGAUGCCUCAGCAGCAGAAGAUGCCUCGAUGGAGCCCCCCACGGGGCUGCCAGCCUCCCCACAUGAGGGUGAGGAGGAGAAGAAAGAGGAGGAAGAGAGGGGGCAGUGGGGGCUGACACGCCUGCAGAGUGGGGUGGUGGUAGCAGUCAUUGUGUUGGUGAGUGUGGCCCUGCUGGCUGCUCUGGUGGCACUGGUGGUCUAUGGCUGUAGGAAGAAGAGCCACGUUGUGCUCAUGAGGAUGAAGGCUCCGAAUGAAUGGCACUGCUGCCUGAGGACUGCUGCUGUGGGACAAGUGAGGGCAGCUCCGCCCCAGCAGGAACAGCUUGUUCCUGGCUUCCCAUCCGCCCAGAAAACACUGUCCCAUCCCAGCCAGCAGCAUCCCUGCACAUCUGCCACAUAUUUGGUGACCGACCCCGUGAUGCCACACUUGUGCAGGCUGCUGAUCUACGUGCUGCUGGGGCUGGGGUCCCUGCUGGUGGGGGCACUGUCCCCAUCCUGCCCCCCUGCCUGCCAGUGCUAUGACACCUCCAAAGUCUUCUGCUCAAAUGAAAGGAUACGGGAGAUCCCGGAGGGCCUGCCAGGAAGUGCCACCCACCUCUUCUUUGUGGAGACAGCCCUGACCAGCAUCCGCAGCGGGCACUUGGGCUCCAGCACCACGCUCACCAAGCUGGUCUUCAUCAAAAACAACAUCCAGGAGCUGCAGCCUGGUGCCUUUCAGGGGCUGCCCAGCCUCACUGAGCUGGAAGUGUCAGGCAACCCCUUGCCAGCUGUGAGCCCUGGGACACUAGCAGGCUUGACCAGCCUCAGCAAGCUCUCCCUCAGUGCCAACACCAUCCGCACCCUGCAGCCAGGGCUCUUCACUGCCUCUUGCCGCCUGCAGGACCUGAGCUUGGCAGGGAACAGGAUCGAGGCACUGCCCCCUGGCAUCUUCCGCCCACUCCGGCGGCUCCAGGCCCUGGACCUGUCACAGAAUGCUCUGCCCGAGCUGCCGGAUGGGCUGCUGGCCCCACUUGUCGCCCUUCGUGUCCUCAAGCUCAGUGACAACCUGCUGGCACGGCUGCCUCCUGGUGCUUUCAGGGCACUUGGCCAGCUCACCGAGCUCCACCUGGACGGCAACCAGCUGGAGGAGCUGCCCUCGGGCAUCUUCUCCAGGCUGGGGGCACUGCGGCGGCUGCAGCUGCAGCACAAUGCCCUGGGCAGCCUGGCCCCCGACAUCUUCACGGGUCUCCUCAACCUCACUGUCCUCAGCCUGGAGGGCAACAACCUGGCCAUCGUGCCUGCCCUCCUGUUCGCUGGCACCCCUGGCCUCCUCCACCUCUCGCUGUCUCGCAAUCAGCUGGAGACACUGCCCCAGGAGCUCUUUGCGAACCUGUCAGUGCUGGAAACCCUGGAGCUCUCACACAAUGCCAUAGAUCACCUGCCCAUCGGGGCUUUCCAGGGUCUGGAAGGGCUGACAGAGCUCCAGCUGAGCCACAACAACCUUUCCAGGCUGCCGGCGGGGCUGCUGGCCGGGCUGCCCCUCCUUACGGCCCUGGUGCUGGACCACAACCGCCUGGCCCGCCUGCCCGCGGGGCUCUUCGAUGCCAACGAUGAGUUGGUGCGUGUGGGGCUGGCUGGCAAUCCCUGGCUCUGCGACUGCCACCUCUCCUACCUCCUGCACUGGCUCCAGAGCUUUGCUGAGCCCCUCACCCACGGCCAAGCCUUCUGUGCCAAUCCCGCUGCUCUCCAGGGCCGGUCCCUGCUGGAGGUUUCCCGCGGGCAGCUGCAGUGCCCGGGAGCACACGGUGUGCCCCCGGAGGAGGGCUGGGACACAGAUGCUCCGGGGCAGUGCACCUACAGCGACCCCGAGGGCACGGUGAGCGUGGCCUGCAAUGCCACAUCGUGCCAGCAGCUGAACCUGCGCCUCCCUCCUCCCGGGCCGGAGCGGGGCCUGGGGGCGGCCUACCGGCGGGCCUGGCUGCUGCGCUCCCGCUGCGGCACGCUGCAGGUCAGCGUCCUUGUCACAGCACAGAGAGGGAGCGAGGUCACACCACCAGCUCCCCCCGCCGUGCCCUAAGGCCUGGGCAGGCGUUUGCUUCUGCUCUGGCAGCCUCUGGACCAGCCUGGGAAGCAAACAGCUCUCCAUCUCGCUCUGCUACUGCUGCCAUGGUCCCCAGCUGUCCCCGAGCUCUCUGUAACAGCUGGCCUGGGGCUAUUUGCCCUCUCAGCUAUGUGUUUCCUGUGUAUUUCAAAUAUAAUUAAAAUGUAUCUAUUA
Molecule: messenger RNA, 3911 nt
Organism: Zonotrichia leucophrys gambelii
Lineage: Eukaryota; Metazoa; Chordata; Aves; Passeriformes; Passerellidae
Gene: LRRC15
Product: leucine rich repeat containing 15
Exons: 5
Coding region: 171-3713 (1180 amino acids)
Cellular component (GO): extracellular matrix
Molecular function (GO): protein binding
Source: RefSeq, a predicted model, not a curated record